Heteronotia binoei (common prickly gecko) is the source of this 1875-nucleotide messenger RNA. It is a transcript of the gene DOK1, whose product is annotated as docking protein 1. NCBI's taxonomy places the organism in Eukaryota, Metazoa, Chordata, Lepidosauria, Squamata, Gekkonidae. Gene Ontology annotation, biological process: positive regulation of MAPK cascade; cell surface receptor protein tyrosine kinase signaling pathway. Bases 44 to 1672 code for a protein of 542 amino acids. The transcript is spliced from 5 exons. Gene Ontology annotation, cellular component: cytoplasm. The record is from RefSeq and is a predicted model, not a curated record.
CUUCGCGUUGCCGCCGCCUUCCCGCUCCCGGCCGCGCGCCGGCAUGGACCCCCCGGUGAAGGCGGGCCCGCUCCUCCUCCAGCAGCCGUCGGGGCUGCGCCUCGGGGCCAAGCGGUGGAAGAAGGGCUGGUUCGUGCUGUAUGCGGCAAGUCCUCACGGCGUGGCUCGCUUGGAGUUUUUUGAUGGCAAGGAGGGGGCGGCUGUGGCGGACAGAGUCAGCACCAAGCGCCUGGACAAGAAGAUUGUGCGCCUGGCGGACUGUGUGAGCGUGGCCCCUGCCCCAGACGGCGUCCCCAAGGAGGGCCUGGCAGCCUUCCGCCUGGAGACCAGCGAGCGCACCUACCUCUUUGCCGCUGAGCCGCAGGAGACGGAUGAGUGGAUGGCCAAGCUCUGUGAGGCCGCUUUCCCGGGCAACUCUGGCAAAGGGGCACCAGCUGCAUCUGAACCCCGUGGGCCGAGCCCCCUGGAAAUGGCCACCAAUUCCAUCUACUGCUCCCGAGACGAAGCCAGCGAAUUCUGGGUGACAGUGCAGAAGACGGAGGCGGCCGAGCGCUGCAAGCUGCAGGGGGGGUACCUGCUGAAGGCCUCCCGGGAGGGCCUGCUGCUCCAAGACCCGCACUCACGCCAGCUGCUCUACACCUGGCCCUACCGGCUCCUCCGGAGAUAUGGCCGGGACAAGGUGAUGUUCUCCUUCGAAGCUGGCCGACGCUGCAACUCCGGCCCCGGCAACUUCACCUUUGAGACCAAGCAAGGGAACGAGAUCUUCCGGGUGGUGGAGGCUGCCAUCCAGCAGCAGAAGGCCCAGGCAGAAGAAAACCGGCAGAGCGGCAGCUCCCUGGACUCCGCUGAGGCCUCCUCUGGCGACACAGGCCACCUCCAGAGUGCCCUCGCCAGCCUGCAGCUCCCGGAGAGUGAGGCUCCUCCUGAAUGGCGGGGGCCCAGGAGCACCCGGGGGGGCACGGAGAAGGGAGGGGCUGCAUCUCCUCUGAAGGGGUGGGGCACGCAAGACCCUGUGCCCCAGCGGCAAAGCACCCCGCCCCAGUCCCCCCGCCUGCCCUCUGAGGACAUGGGCAGUGUCUACUCGGAGCCCCUGGACGCUGUCAGGGGCCCCCAGCCCGACCCCCUCUACGCAGACCCCCUCGACAGCAGGCGGGCAGAAGGUGGGGGGCUGGGGCGGACCGGCUCCCUGUACGAGCUGGUGGGGCCGGUGCCCAGCAGCUGCCGAGGCGGGCAGGGAGCUGGAGGGCACAUCUACGAUGAGCCAGAGGGGCGGGCCCCCAGGCCGGCUCCCAUCUACGAUGAGGCCCACCUCCCUCGGGAGGCCUGGCGGACUCAGGGCCUGGAGUGCAGGGCAGGCUACGAACUGCCUUGCUGGCCUGGGGCUGAAGACUACGCUGUUCCCGCCUUCCACCAGAAUCUGGGGCUCAAGCCCGCCAAGCCUUCGCCAGCCCCAAAGCCCCCCCGGACUCACAAGAAGCCCCCUGCGGUGCUGGAAGGGGCCCCCCCACAGAAAAAUGGCAACAACAACAACAACCACACCCCCCAGGAGGAGGAGGAAGCGGGGGAGCCGAUCUACAGCCGGGUGCUGAAGCCUCUCGGCCCCCCAGGGAGAGAGCAGUCGGUGGAUGAGAGUCGGCCUGCCUCCGUCUUUGAGGACCUGGGGGAGAUCUGAGAGCAGGCGGCCAGUGCCCUUGAGGGCAAGCCCCGCAGCCCCGCUGGAAGGACCACCGGCAGCUUCCGUGGCUGCCGCCUCUGCAAACCCUCAGGAAUCCCCCAGCCUAGAGGGGCAGCUCCAGUUGCUGAGCCCAGAACUGGGAUCUGAUGCUUUGGAAAGUUUCCUAUAAAUGUGUGGGUGUCUUCCUUUUGUUUAGAAAA